ACAGGUUAGAUACCUAUUGGACACUUACGUGUUGAAUGUUUUUUUGGGAAAAGGUUUAAAAGCUCUUUUCUUUCGAUUUCUUAACUAAUGUGGAAACAGUAUAACGCAGUAAAUAAUGCAGAACAUGGAUGUGUGUAGAAUUUGCCUUUCAAGUUCGCCUGAAAAAGACUUCUGCCAUUUGAACAAUGUUGAUGAAGACGAAAAAAGUUACGAAGAGAUAUUGUUGUUUUGUCUCGAUAUUCAGAUCAUGAAGGACUCUAUAAUUACCAGAAAACUAUGUAUGAAAUGUUACGGACAGAUUUUGUCAUUUUACAAAUUCAAGAGUCUCGCUUUGAAGAACGAUGCAUAUUUAAAAUCUCUGGCAUACAGUGUUCUGAAAUUAGAUGUAUUUGCGAAUGACCACGAAGAAAAUGAAAAUACAAGUAAUCCUCCUGAAGAGUGCAAAGAGAUUGAUAGUCUCAACAGUGAUGUGAAAGAGGAACCGGAAAUCAAAGAAGAGAAAGAGGACGAAGUACUGGGGUAUCAGUCUGAUGACCAACUGUUGAGUUUCAUUAAAAUGGUGAAAUAUGAGCUGAAUGAAAAUAUAGUAGAAACUAAAGAAAAAGCAUCAGUAAAGAAACGAGGCCGUCCAAAGUCAAUCAAAACAGACAUUAAGAAAACUGAAAUAUGUGAAGAAUGUGGCAAAUCUGUACGUAACCUCAAAGAGCAUGCAUUGAGACACAUACCAAUGAAAGACCGCAAGCGCAUCAAGUGCAAGGAGUGUGACAAAACAUUCUCAACUUAUGGAUCUCGAUAUAAACACUACCGAAUUAAACACUUGGGAAUCAAGAAACAUUGUGAUAUUUGUAAUAAAGACGUAACAGACCUGAACACGCACCGCCUGGUGGCGCACAACUCGGAGCAGUUGCGGUUCGCGUGCGCUGUGUGCACGCGACGGUUCAUCUCGCCCUCCGCCCUCGAGGCGCACAUGCUUCUCCACACCAAGGACAAGCCCUACGAGUGCGACAUCUGCCACAAGAAGUUCCGCAUGCAAGUCAACCUUACGCACCACAAACGAAGUGUUCACGAAAAGGAGAAAUCACACCUGUGUCAGUAUUGUUCAAAGAGUUUCUUCAAAAAAUACCAUUUACAAAUACAUUUAAGGAGUCACACGAAGGAGAAGCCGUAUAAGUGUCCAGAGUGCGGCAAGUUCUUCUCCUCCUCCACGGGGCUCAACCAUCACAAGCUGAUCCACAGCGAGUACCGCAACUACCGCUGUCAGCACUGCGACAGCGCCUUCACGAGACCCGACUACCUUCAAAGGCAUCAGCUGAGCCACAGCAAGGAGAAGACACACCCGUGCCGCUACUGCGGCGUCAAGUUCAGUCGCUCAGACCACCGCAAGCGGCACGAGUUCACAGCCCAUGAAAAGCAUUUAGUAACAGUCUGAUAGACGUUUCGUCUAAGACAGGAAUCACUCACUGAUUUAAGAGCCACGCUCUUGUUGGUCAUUUUCCAUGCUACUUUUUUGGGGAAAAGUAGGGCAGUGGUUUCCCUCUUGCCGUCCGCGAGUGGGUUGGCGCCCAAUCUAUUUCAAAGCCGUACUAUGACUCCUGUCCUCCGCCUCUGAAUAGUACUGAUAGUUACUGCUGCCCUCUGUCAGGUUCCAGGUUACAGUCCCUGUGACAUGCCUCUUUCGUCCUGCAUUACCGCACCGAUGGGUCCCAUUUCCGCUUCUGCAACCGUUGAGGUUUUCACCCGUGUGCCUCCCUGGGCAAUGGUUCUACGUUAUGCCUAGUCUGGGUCCCUAUCUGAACUCAGCCACUGAAGCUAGAGGCGCCACCACCCACGACAAGGAUGCACCGUACAAGAAAUGGCCCCAGUGGAAGACAGGAAUAACAGGGAAAUAAUCGAAGACAAGGAAAAUAUUGUACAGAAGGAGAUAGUCAAAUUAAUAGAUGUACAUUCCUUCAGUUAAAACGAAGAUGUUGUGAAAGUAAGUCCAAAAUUUGUUUUAACUUUUUUAAUAUUUUGUGACAUUUUCUAUUGAAAUGAAAUUUAUUUGCACACACAAAUUUAUUUAUUGCAAAAGUACCUACCUCUACGUUUUUGGAACUAUGUGUAUAUAAGAUAUGUUUUCAUUAAAAUACUAUUUUCAUCGUUA
Pectinophora gossypiella (pink bollworm) is the source of this 2143-nucleotide messenger RNA. RefSeq names its product zinc finger protein 708-like. Bases 116 to 1429 code for a protein of 437 amino acids. Gene Ontology annotation, biological process: regulation of transcription by RNA polymerase II. Gene Ontology annotation, cellular component: nucleus. Gene Ontology annotation, molecular function: zinc ion binding; DNA-binding transcription factor activity; RNA polymerase II cis-regulatory region sequence-specific DNA binding. The transcript is spliced from 7 exons. NCBI's taxonomy places the organism in Eukaryota, Metazoa, Arthropoda, Insecta, Lepidoptera, Gelechiidae. The record is from RefSeq and is a predicted model, not a curated record.